This is a messenger RNA of Penicillium longicatenatum, 2865 nucleotides long. RefSeq lists its product as uncharacterized. The record is from RefSeq and is a predicted model, not a curated record. The transcript has 2 exons. Lineage: Eukaryota; Fungi; Ascomycota; Eurotiomycetes; Eurotiales; Aspergillaceae. Gene Ontology annotation, molecular function: phosphatidylinositol binding. Gene Ontology annotation, cellular component: intracellular membrane-bounded organelle. Bases 1 to 2865 code for a protein of 954 amino acids.
AUGGGUCCCUCCAGCGAUGAUGUAGCCGCGUCCAAACCCAUCCCACCGGAGUUGACGGCUUCUCCUGAACACACAUUACAAGGCUCGCCGGAACGUCCCUUUCAUUCAGGCCUACUGAAGGAAUGUCUUGGUUUAACCCUGGAAUUUUUAUCAACCUCGAGCAACGAAAGGCUCCUCGGUGUAUUCGGGAUACUUGUCAUCGGAACCUAUAUCAUCUUGGGACGACUUGGGCUUUUGUUGAUCGGUGCAGCGCUCGGAGCUAUUUUACAUGCAUCAUGGGAAGGCCCAGCUCAUUGCAACAACGGUAUACUAUCAACGCCGAAGAAGCGGCACGAACUGGCCCUGGAGGUUUCCCAAAGACUACUAGACUGGUCCCUCCGCACGGUUACUGCUACUGGUGAUGAGGGUACCGAUAGCAAUAUUGUCGCGGCGCCAGAAGAUCUGUCCACCUCAGACCUUGAAUAUGGAGCUUUCCGACCAGCAACUGCUGCCUCGUUAAGAGUGCUCACUGAUGCUGUCGUGAAGGACUACGUGAAAUACUGGUAUGAGCCAAUUCUCCCAGGAGAAGCAGUGUUCCCCGGAUCCUGUCGACGAACCUUGACCCAUUUCGUGACGACCAUUUCGUCCCACUUGUCCCGUAAACGAACCGAAGAUACGUUCCUACAAUUCCUCACAAAUUCAUCCUCGAUAAUAAUUGUUUUCCUGAACGAACUUUCCGCUGCAUUCUCGGCGGCUGGGUCCUCGCCAAAGGACGCCCAGAAGAUCGUAGAGCAAUAUCUGGAGAAUGCUCCGGACAGCAGCCUGGCCAACGUGUUGUCCAAGGAACAACAGCGAAAAAAGCUCAACAUGAUAGCGGACGACAUUCUGUCGAACUACCUUGACCCUAAAGCAUACAGGUGCUCUCCCGUCAGAGAUUUUCUUCGGGAGGUUUUCGCCAGAGUUGUAUUGGAGUCAACGGUUAUCAGUCUUUCUCGUCCGGAAUUUAUAAAUGAUUGGAUCAUCUACCUGCUUCAGGAUGGUGAAUCUGAAAUCAUGCAUGCAAUCGAUGCUGGCGUCGCGGGUGCACGGAACCAGAGUGUGGAUUCCUCCAGGAUCUCAGAAGACGCGAAGGGUGCACUCUCCGAGCCAUCUAAAAACAAAGCUCUGUCCCAGGCUGAAAGUCUACCAGAUCAGGUAGAUAUGGCAACAGAGAAAGCCAUGCAAGAGGCUAAACGUUUGAGCGCCAUGAUUGCUUCACAGGAUAUGCAGGGCACUACUUCAAAACCCCUGGUUCAAAGCGACCAUGACGAAGGUACACCACUGUUCAGUGUGAAUGAUCCUGUCAGCUCGUUGCCACAUUCCGCAAUUAACAACCAUGGGAAUGGUGGUCAAGUAGACCCAAUUUCUCCACCCCGAGAGGAAGCUCCAGCCCCGCCUGUGAAUCUCCAUGGAGCUCAGGUAAUGGUAGACGAUGAUGCGGCCGAGAGAGAGAAGGGAGUCAUUAAAUCGAGGCCAACAUGGGAUUACUUGGUUCAGGUUGAGCCAACUUCCACUCGCUCGACCGGAUGGAUGGUGUUCCGGAAAUACAGUGACUUCCAGUCUUUGCAUGAAAUGCUGGAGACUGUGGCUCGAUUGAACGGAAUACAGGGCUUUUCCGAGCAGUUUUCUACUCUACCCACUUGGAAAGGUAAGACUAGGCACGUCCUGUCUCGGGAUUUGGAGCGAUAUCUGCAGGAAGCUACGAAACAUGAGUCUCUCACCGAAACCGAACGAAUGCGCCGAUUUCUGGAGAAGGAAAGUGGCACCAACGAAAAAGGAGUGACCAAAGCUGGAUACUCCUUCCCAAGUCAAUCUACGUUCGAAAAUAUGGGUAAGGGUGUAUUGGGGGUGUUAACCAACGCUCCGAAAGGGGUGGCUGGGAGUGGUAAAGCAGUUCUUGAUGGUGUGACAGGAGUCUUUGGGGUGACUGGCCAUAGCAGAAAGCCAACCAACACUUCUGACCGACAACCUCUACCCCACAAAAAUGCCACUGGGGCUGAUCAUGGACCUACCGUUCCCGCGGAUGCUGCAAAUGACCACUCUGCCUUGAGAACCAGUGACGUAGAAGAAGCUCCCUCACUGAUGGCCUCGCCAGAACCCUCGUCGGCAUUUGUUGAAGAGGAGAGUCUUCGGUUGUCUUCCAGUGACUCCCACCAUGAUUUCAGCUCCGCUACAGGUGGACAGGACGCGUGGGCCGUGGAGUCGACGCUUGCACCUUCCGAGUCAAGUAGUCACGUCGAGGGGUCGCAGAGUAAAGAGGUCCCUGUUCCGAUUCCAUCACCGCUCCCCAAUGACAUGAGGACGAGCAGUGAAUCAGAACACAUCUCGCAAAGGACAUGUCGACAGCAAAAGCCUAUCACCGAAGAUGAGACUCAGAUUGCAGUAGAGCUGAUCUUUGCGGUUAUCAAUGAGCUGUACACUCUGUCCUCAGCAUGGAAUAUUCGACGCACCCUGUUAAACGCGGCCAAGUCUUAUAUCCUACGGCCAGGUAGCCCAACCCUUGAAACGAUUCGUACCCUGUUGCAGGAUUCCAUGAUUGAAAGCCACACAUCUGAUGAUGCGAUUGGCGAGUACUUGAAGAAACUUCGUGAGAAUGCUCUCCCGACAGAAGAAGAAUUCAAAGCCUGGCCCCCACCACCCACCGAGGAAGAGAAAGAGCAAGUCCGGGAAAAAGCUCGUCGGCUAUUUGUCCAGCGAGGAAUCCCACAGGCACUCACUAGUGUCAUGGGUGCUGCUGCUAGCCGAGAAGCCCUGGAGAAGAUCUUUGACAGUCUUCAGGUUGAAAGUGUGGCGCAGGGGUUUGUCUUCUCGGUUCUUUUGCAAGGCUUACGUGUUUUGACGCUGUGA